CAUAGACUUGCUGGUUAUCACGUGGAGGCAGAAGAGCAACGUGGGACCUGACUUCUCUGUGAGGAAGACGGACUAAGACACAGACAUGACGCAGCUAAACAAUGUGGUAAAACCCAAGACAAAGCGGGCCAAGCGCUUCUUAGAUGCCAGAGCGCCGAAGCUGAGUGAGGACCUGAAGACUGCCAUGAUAAUGAAGGGGGGGAACACCAGUCUCACCGUCACACAGGCUCUCAAGGACGUGUAUUCCCUGAAGAAACCCAAUGCUGUGCUGUACAAGAAAAAGAACAUAACUCGGCCAUUUGAGGACUCCACUUCACUGGAAUUUUUCUCUAAGAAGACAGACAGCUCUCUGUUUCUGUUUGGCUCUCACAACAAGAAAAGACCCAAUAAUCUCAUAUUUGGUCGUCUCUUUGACUUCCAUGUGCUGGACAUGAUCGAGCUUGGGAUUGAGAAAUUUGUCUCGCUGAGUGAGAUUAAGGUGAGUAAAUGUCCUGAGGGAACUAAACCAAUGCUUGUGUUUGCUGGAGAUGCCUUUGAUACCGAAGUUGAGCACAAACGUCUGAAGAGUCUGCUCAUAGACUUCUUCAGAGGCCCCACUGUGCCUGCAGUGCGCCUGGCAGGUUUAGAGCAUGUCAUACACUUCACUGCCCUGGAUGGGAAAAUAUUCAUGCGGAGCUACAGGUGUCUGCUGAAGAAGUCUGGGUGUCGGACACCACGGAUAGAGCUGGAGGAGAUUGGGCCGUCUUUUGACUUUGUCAUGAGAAGAACACAUCUGGCUUCAGACGACUUGUACAAAUUGGCCCACAGACAGCCUAAGGCCCUUAAGCCAAAGAAGAAGAAGAACAUUUCCCAUGAUAUCUUUGGUUCCAAGUUUGGCCGGCUGCACAUGCAGAAGCAGGAUCUGACCAAGCUGCACACACGCAAGAUGAAGGGCCUGAGGAAGAGGAAGGGAGAGGUGGUUGCUGAAGACCAGGCUGGACAGGCACCCAAAGUGGCUAAAGAAGAAAACUGAUGUACGAGAUGGGAGAGCUGGACUGCGUUAGUCACUCGUGCAUGUGGAUCAGUGUCCAGAGCUGGACAAUCAUGGUGUCUAUACCACCAACCAUGUGCUUAUCAUUGCCAGAUCUUACUGUUAGAAGGACUUUGCAUGUGAGUUGCCACCAGGCUGUCAGGACACAGAUCUAUUAUUCCCUGACUUUUCUUUGCCCAUUGUAUUUUCCCAUGGGACAUUGUGAUUGUUCUUUGACAUGUAAAUGUGAGGUCAGUUCAGUCCUAACAAAUGUCAUCCACUGAAUUAUCAGAAUGUAAGUUAACCAGCAGGAAAUAAAACUUUUUCUAAA
Limanda limanda (common dab) is the source of this 1340-nucleotide messenger RNA. It is a transcript of the gene rpf2, whose product is annotated as ribosome production factor 2 homolog. Bases 86 to 1012 code for a protein of 308 amino acids. Gene Ontology annotation, molecular function: rRNA binding. Lineage: Eukaryota; Metazoa; Chordata; Actinopteri; Pleuronectiformes; Pleuronectidae. The record is from RefSeq and is a predicted model, not a curated record. Gene Ontology annotation, biological process: ribosomal large subunit assembly; maturation of LSU-rRNA from tricistronic rRNA transcript (SSU-rRNA, 5.8S rRNA, LSU-rRNA). Gene Ontology annotation, cellular component: nucleolus. The transcript is spliced from 10 exons.